UUCAUUCAAGGCACCCUACUUUCUAUCUCUCUAUAUAUAUGUGUGUAUAUGUAUAUAUAUAAAUACACACGCACACCUAUAGAUACACAUGCAAGAGUGUAUAUAGAGGUGCGUUGAGUGAGGGGAAAAACAUGUCGUCCCUGAGCAGAGAGCUUGUGUUUUUGAUACUUCAAUUUCUGGAUGAAGAGAAAUUCAAAGAUACUGUUCACAGGUUGGAACAAGAGUCAGGGUUUUUCUUUAAUAUGCAACACUUCGGUGAAUUGGUAACAAAUGGAGAAUGGGAUGAGGUAGAAAAGUAUCUUUCAGGCUUCACAAAGGUUGAUGAUAACAGAUAUUCAAUGAAAAUCUUCUUUGAGAUCAGAAAGCAAAAAUAUCUCGAAGCUCUUGACAGGAAGGAUCGCUCUAAAGGUGUUGAAAUACUAGUAAAGGACUUGAAGGUUUUUUCUGCUUUUAAUGAAGAUCUUUUCAAAGAAAUAACACAGCUUCUGACUCUUGAGAAUUUCAGAGACAAUGAGCAAUUAUCUAAAUAUGGAGACACCAACUCUGCUAGGAACAUUAUGCUUGGUGAGCUGAAAAAAUUGAUUGAAGCAAACCCCCUGUUUCGUGAUAAACUUAACUUUCCAACCUUGAAGAACUCAAGGCUCCGGACAUUGAUUAAUCAGAGUUUGAAUUGGCAGCACCAGCUCUGUAAGAAUCCAAAGCCUAAUCCUGACAUAAAGACAUUAUUUGUUGAUCACUCUUGUGGGCAGUCACAGCCAAAUGGUGCUCGUGCCCCUUCCCCUGUUACUAAUCCUCUAAUGGGAGCUGUUCCUAAGUCUGGGGGAUUUCCAUCUCUAGGUUCUCAUGGUCCUUUUCAGCCAUCACCUGCUCCUCUGCCAACAUCUCUUGCGGGUUGGAUGGCUAAUCCAUCUCAGAUUCCUCAUCCCCAACCUUCGGCUGGGCCCAUUGGUUUCACUCCACCAAGCAAUGCAGGCUUAAUAAAGCGUCCUAGGACUCCACCGACAAAUAAUCCACCUUUGGACUAUCAAACAGCUGAUUCUGAACAUGUGUUGAAGAGGCCAAGACCAUUUGGAAUUUCUGAUGAAGUUCACAAUAUGUCUGUCAGUAUUUUACCUGUUGGAUAUGGCAACCAGAAUCAUGGUCAAAGUUCAUGCUCAACAGAUGAUUUGCCAAAAGCUGUUGUUAUGACAUUGAACCAGGGUUCAGCAGUCAAGAGUAUGGAUUUUCAUCCUGUGCACCAGAUUCUACUUCUUGUUGGGACAAGCUCAGGAGAGAUAAUGAUUUGGGAAUUAGGUACUAGGGAGAGGCUUGCUCACAAAAGUUUCAAAGUUUGGGAUAUUGAGGCAUGUUCUGCGACCUUGCAGGCUUCUAUGGCUAAAGAGUACUCUGCUUCAAUUAAUCGUGUAAUGUGGAGCCCUGAUGGAUCUCUAUUUGGUGUUGCAUACUCCAAACAUAUUGUGCACAUCUACUCAUAUCAUGGUGCUGAUGAUUUAAGAAACCAUUUUGAGAUUGAAGCUCACAUAGGAAGUGUCAAUGAUAUUGCUUUCUCAUAUCCCAACAAACAACUUUGUAUCAUUACUUGUGGGGAGGACAAGCUAAUUAAGGUGUGGGAUACAGUAACAGGCACUAAACAGUACACCUUUGAGGGACAUGAAGCGCCUGUUUAUUCCGUAUGUCCACAUCACAAAGAAAAUAUUCAGUUUAUCUUCUCAUUGGCAACUGAUGGAAAAAUAAAAGCAUGGUUGUAUGAUAAUGCGGGUUCCAGAGUUGAUUAUGACGCUCCAGGUCGUUCAUCAACCACUAUGGCUUACAGUGCUGAUGGCAUGAGGUUGUUUUCAUGCGGCACCAACAAAGAAGGGGAGUCAUUCCUUGUUGAGUGGAAUGAAAGUGAUGGAGCUGUUAAGCGAACUUAUCUUGGUAUUGGGAAGCGUUCUUCGGGGAUUGUUCAAUUUGAUACUACUAAGAACAGGUUUCUUGCAGCUGGUGAUGAGUUCACAGUCAAAUUUUGGGAUAUGGACAAUGUGAACUUGUUGACCACUACUGAUGCGGAUGGCGGAUUACCGGCAUCUCCUUGUCUUAGAUUUAACAAAGAAGGAAUGUUAUUGGCUGUUUCAACAAGUGAGAAUAGCAUCAAAAUUUUGGCAAAUGCAGAUGGUGCUAGGCUCUUGCGAACAAUGGAAAAUCGUCCAUUUGAUGUUUCUAGAGUUACCUCUGCUGCUGUGAAGCCACCUGCAAUGGGGAACUUCGGUGCUCCAAAUGGACCUGUUGUACCAACCAUUGUAGAUCGAAUGUCUCCAAUGACAUCCAUUGUUGCAAUGAAUGGCGAAAGUCGAAAUUUGGCAGAUGUGAAACCGAGAAUUGUGGAUGAGCCUGCAGAGAAAUCUAGAAUCUGGAAGUUGACUGAGAUCAGUGAACCAUCACAGUGCCGCUCCUUGAAACUUCCUGAUAAUUUGCCAGCAUCAAAGAUUUCAAGAUUGAUAUACACAAAUUCGGCAUUUGCCAUAUUGGCAUUAGCUGCAAAUGCGGUGCACAAACUCUGGAAAUGGCCUAAGACUGAAAGAAACCUUAAUGGAAAGGCAAAUGCUAGUAUCGCUCCUCAACUAUGGCAGCCUGCAAGUGGAAUAUUGAUGACGAAUGAUAUCAGUGAGACAAAUCCAGAAGAUGCAGUUCCUUGCUUUGCAUUGUCUAAGAAUGAUUCUUAUGUCAUGUCUGCUUCUGGAGGGAAAAUAUCAUUAUUUAAUAUGAUGACUUUUAAGACUAUGACAACCUUCAUGUCCCCUCCGCCUGCAGCUACAUUUUUGGCGUUCCAUCCCCAAGACAACAACAUUAUAGCUAUAGGCAUGGAGGAUUCCUCGAUCCAAAUAUAUAAUGUCCGAGUCGAUGAGGUGAAAACCAAGCUUAAAGGACAUCAUAAAAGAAUUACCGGCCUUGCAUUCUCUAAUGCUCUGAAUGUACUUGUAUCGUCAGGAGCUGACUCUCAGUUGUGUGUUUGGAGCACUGAUGCUUGGGAGAAGCAGACAAGUAAAUGCUUGCAAAUUCCAGUAGGGCGCUCAGCUGCCUCUCUUGCAGACACCCGUGUGCAGUUUCACCAGGAUCAGAUUCAGUUGCUAGUAGUGCACGAGACACAGAUAGCCAUAUAUGAAGCACCCAAACUGGACUGCCGUAGACAGUGGGUGCCCCGAGAAGCAAGUGCAAUCACACAUGCUACAUAUUCAUGCGAUAGCCAGUCUAUAUUUGUGAGUUUUGAAGAUGGAGGUGUAGGUAUUCUAACAGCUACAAACCUCCGAUGGAGAUGUCGAAUAUACCCUACUUCAUACCUCACUUCUAACCCAAGUCUGAGAGUCCAUCCUCUAGUGAUUGCUGCACACCCGUCUGACCCUAAUCAGUUUGCGCUGGGACUGAGCGAUGGUAGUGUAAUCGUACUGGAGCCACCAGAGUCUGAAGGAAAGUGGGGAACUUUACCCCCAAAUGAAAAUGGAGCUGGACCAAGUGCUGCCGGUUCAGAUCAACCCCAGAGGUAGCAGUGGAGUCUUAUCCGGGAAAUCUCCCUGACAUGAAGAGAAAAUAGUGGAAAGAAAAGUGUAAUCAAGAAGAAGGGGAAGCUGCUUCUAUAUUAGGCGAUGUGUAGUUGUAGAUGAUAAUCUUUAGCUUCACAGAGUUGGUUUAGGGGCUGGUGAAAUUUGAUGUAGGGUCAGGGUCAGGGUCAUUUUGUUUUGUUUUUAGAAUGGAAGGGUUAUCUGAAAAUGGUGUAAAUUUCGUCAGGGGGGAUUUGGCAAAGUGGAGAAGACCUUUGCAUGGGUGGUGGGUGGGUGGGUCUUUGUAACUUGACCAGUACUUGUUUUUCAAGGUUUUGUAAAAUCCUGCUCCACCUCAAUUCAUUUGUUCAUUCACAUUA
Molecule: messenger RNA, 3895 nt
Organism: Ipomoea nil (Japanese morning glory)
Lineage: Eukaryota; Viridiplantae; Streptophyta; Magnoliopsida; Solanales; Convolvulaceae
Product: topless-related protein 4-like
Exons: 26
Coding region: 132-3521 (1129 amino acids)
Biological process (GO): regulation of DNA-templated transcription
Molecular function (GO): protein binding
Source: RefSeq, a predicted model, not a curated record